UGGGGUAGUUUAGAGGAGGGAGUAGGAGGUGGGCAGGAGGCGUUCCUGAUGGGUCUCUGACCUGCACCCUCUUUUAGUGUGGGACUUGGAAGAGGGUAUAAGGUGGAACCGUGUUAUGGAAUGCAGCAAUUCUGAUGUUUGAAUUUCAUCUUCCUUCUUGCAAGAGAGGAUUCUAGUAACUCGGUGUCAAAGCCAAGACAUAGAUUCAACCUCUUCUCUUCCAACAGGCAUUUGAGCUGCUCGGCGAGCUGCCACCGUUCUGCGUUGAUCAUAACCUCACUGCUUAUGCCCCAAGCUUCAAGUUACGAGAUGGAAGCCAUUGCCAAGUUUGACUUCACCGCCUCGGGUGAGGACGAGCUGAGCUUCCACUCUGGAGAUGUCCUGAAGAUCUUAAGUAACCAAGAGGAGUGGUUCAAGGCGGAGCUUGGGAGCCAAGAAGGAUACGUGCCCAAGAAUUUUAUAGAUAUCCAGUUUCCUGAAUGGUUUCACGAAGGCCUCUCGCGGCACCAGGCUGAGAACUUGCUCAUGGGCAAGGAGGUUGGCUUUUUCAUCAUCCGGGCCAGCCAGAGCUCCCCAGGGGACUUCUCCAUCUCUGUCAGGCACGAGGAUGACGUUCAGCACUUCAAGGUCAUGCGAGACAACAAGGGUAAUUACUUCCUGUGGACAGAGAAGUUUCCAUCCCUAAAUAAGCUGGUGGACUACUACAGGACAACUUCCAUCUCCAAACAGAAGCAGAUCUUCCUGAGGGACAGAACCCGAGAGGAUCAGGGUCGCCGCGGCAACAGCCUGGACCGGAGGCCCCAGGGGGGCCCUCAACUCGGUGGGGCUGUGGGAGAAGAAACCCGGCCGUCAGUGAACCGGAAGCUGUCGGAUCACCCGACUCCCCUUCCACCGCAGUACCAGCAGCCGCCUCCGACGCAGCGGUAUCUGCAGCAACACCAUUUUCAUCAGGAACGCCGUGGAGGCAGCCUUGACAUAAAUGACGGGCAGUGUGGCAUCAGCACGAGCAGUGAACUGAAUGCUGCCCUCAUGCAUCGGAGACACACAGACCCUGUUCAGCUCCAAGUGGCUGGGCGGGUGCGGUGGGCCCGGGCGCUGUACGACUUCGAGGCCCUCGAGGACGACGAGCUGGGAUUCCGCAGCGGAGAUGUGGUGGAGGUCCUCGAUAACUCCAACCCAUCCUGGUGGACCGGCCGCCGGCACAACAAACUGGGCCUCUUCCCCGCCAACUAUGUGGCGCCCAUGAGCCGCUGAAGCUCUUCCGGGGGGUCAGAUGCUCCGUACCUGAAGCCGCCAGCAGGAAACGGGGCAAGGAAAAAUGCCAGAGCCUCGCUCUCUUUUAUUUGCCUAUGUACACACACAGACAUUUUAUAAUAGUAAUUUAUUAGCAAUUUGGUUGAUUGGUUGAGAUGAAAAGUGCUCCAGCGGAGAUUUACAUUCACGCGUAUUUGUCUACCGCCCUCCAU
Choloepus didactylus (southern two-toed sloth) is the source of this 1466-nucleotide messenger RNA. It is a transcript of the gene GRAP2, whose product is annotated as GRB2 related adaptor protein 2. The record is from RefSeq and is a predicted model, not a curated record. The transcript has 9 exons. Bases 286 to 1254 code for a protein of 322 amino acids. Gene Ontology annotation, molecular function: protein binding. Lineage: Eukaryota; Metazoa; Chordata; Mammalia; Pilosa; Megalonychidae.